UUAUUCAUAGUGAUCCUGUCAGCUCCUCAUUUAAGCCACGCCUGCUGAUAACAAGCGUCACACCUGCCCUGGACUGAGUGAGUGGCCCCGCCCUGUGAGAGAGGCUCAAACCAGUGAAGCAGGUGAAAUGUGGCCCAACAGGUCUGAUGGGAAACCAGAGAGACAGAGAGACAGUCAGAGAGACAGUCAGAGAGACAGCAGAGAGACAGCAGAGUGGACGCUGAGUGACUGACAAGCCUGUCAUUCAGGAGGAUUUAAGAGCAGUCAGGCCGGAAUCAAGACAAUGACAGAAUUGUGCUGCUGAGUGUGGAAGUGGAUUACACCUGGACCUCUCACGGCCUGUGGUCAUCAGCCUCCAUCUCCACCUCCAGGCUUGACACAGUGGAAUUUCCCUGCUCUCUUCCCAGGCUGAGGCCGGGGACAGAUGGUCGCUUUCAGACUUUGAGCAGAACUCAGGAAGGAGAGUGAGAGGAAGGGUGGGAGGAGGGCUGGAGAGCGAGAGGAAGAGAAGUGAGGAGUGGACAGAAGAGGAGACAUGCUUCGCUACGGUUCAGGACGACCUGUUUCCACCACCACGACUACGACAGAGGACUCUGCAGACUCUUUGAGUGAAAGGAGGAUCAGACGCCUCAGGCUCACUCUUCACGCAGGAGACAAUGGAAACAACACGUCAAAAACAGCUGAGAGAGAAAGAGAGAAAGAUAUCAGUGGGUCAUGGAAGAAGAAGAAUGGGCUGAUCCAAAGAGAGAGACCAGCUGGCAGGGAGUCACCACAGCAGCAGCACAAAGACACGACCAAUGGGCUGUCAGAGUCCUCGUCAGAGCAUCAUGGGCCCAGAGUGUACGGCGUGGUGCAGAGGACGGGCUCAGGACAGCAGGAGGUGAUGGCUCGAGAAUGGACCGUUAAUCACCUUCAAGAUGAGAUGAAGUACAUCAGAGAGGUGAGGGAUUCUUUGGAGAAGGUGAGAGAGAAGAUGUACGGGCAGUUUGGAGGGAUGCAGCAGUCAGUGCAGAUGCUCUCUCAGGACCUCAGGACUGCAAACUCACAGAGGAGGAGGAGUCUGGAGUCAGAGGUGAGGAUCAGGACGACAGCCAUGGAGAGCUUCGAUCAGAUGAACAGCUCCCUCAUAUCUGCCAACAUCAGCCUGCAGUUUCCGUUACAGAAAUCCCUCCUGGAAAACUGUCAGAGCAGAGUGGACACGAGAGAGAAGGACAAGAGCUUACGAAGCAACUAUGAGAAGACACAAGAAAAGCUCCGAGACAGAGAGAGAGAGCUGGCUGCUGCACAGGCUGAGAACCAGACUCUGAGACUCCAGGUGGAGUCUUCACACGAGGCCAAGACUCAGGCGCUGCAUGAUCUCUCAGAAAAGCUCCAGAGGGAGUACACAGAAAAACUCCAGGAGGAACAACGGAAACACAGGGAGGAGAUAGAAAGACUGCAGGCCCAAAUCGACGAGUACAUCAAACGACUGGAGGAAGCAGAGAAGAGCAUCAGGGCUGCAGAGGCCAGGAUCACAGAGAGAGACCAGAGGAUUGUUGAGCUGGAACGUCUCCUGGACUGCAUGGAAAAGGAAAAGAGUCAGCUCCACCAGAAGCUGCAGGAAUGUGAACAGCGUCUGCGACUGCUGGAGCUGACGGACACGACCGACUCUUCUGCUGUCAGGAGGUCCAAAGAUCUGCAGGCUGAAGCUCUGGAUCUGCGCGAGAGAAUCAAACACUUGAACGACAUGGUGUUCUGUCAGCAGAGGAAAGUCAAAGGAAUGAUUGAAGAGGUUGGAACUCUGCGAGCUCAGGUCGCUCAGAAGGACAUGUUCAUCUCUGAACUCCUGGACAGAAUUGCGAUCGUGGAGUGUGAGAAUAAUGAAUUAGAAGACAAGCUGAAGUAUUUUAUGUCCUCACAGAAUAGGGCACCAGAGGUUUGGGAAACCAGGGAGAUCGGAGUAGGCUGCGAUCUGCUCCCCAGACAUGAAGUGCAGAGUUAUGAUGUUGAACCAAGUCAUCUUCAUCCCAUGAAUCGCUCACCACUUGUUCAGCCUCCAUCCAAGAAACCUUCAUCACCUACAGAACCUUUGUCACCCAUAACAUUUCCAUCACCUACAGAACUUCUGUCACCCACCUAUCUCCUAUCACCCACACAACCUCUGUUAGAACCUCUGUUAGAACCUCUGUCAGAACCUCUGUCAGAACCUCUGUCAGAACCACUGUCAGAACCUCUGUCACCUGUCUAUCCUCUAUCACCCACAGAACUCCGAUCACCCACCUAUCCCCUGUACCCCUCACAGCUAUUAUCACCCACACAACCUCUGUCAGAACCUCUGUCAGAACCUCUGUCUGAACCUCUGUUAGAACCUCUGUCAGAACCUCUGUCAGAACCUCUGUCAGAACCUCUGUCACCUGUCUCUCCUCUAUCACCCACCUAUCCCUUGUCCCCCUCACAGCUGUUAUCACCCUCACAACCCCAUGAGCUUCUAUCCAUCACAGAACUUCCACCCCCCACGCAACCUUCACCUUACCCCACCCGGUAUCUUUCAUUGCCCAGCCAACCGAGGUCAUACAAACCCGGUAAACCCCGACCCAGCAGACUGGAGUCUAGUUUACUGAGGUACACUCCUGUUGAAUACAGUCGCCUCCUGCAGUCCAGCCCCCCAGUACAGAGAGACACGUUCACCUACCAAACUGGACCUGAGCCUGGAUCUGCGAGCCCGGUCCUGUCCGGCAGAGAUGAAGUGGACGCAGAGACAAACACACCUGUGCUGUCACAGGUGGAGGAAUCCUCCUCCUCCUCAUCAUCAUCAUCCUCGUCCUCUUCUCAAACAUGGUCCAGACCUCGAACGUAUACACCGUUCAUGAAACUCAUGGAAAUGACAGCAAAUAUACAAAUAGAGGACUAGAUACAUAUCAAAGUAACUUUUCUGCACAACAGCGCCCUCUGCAGUCAGAGGCUGUUAAACCUGUUGAAAACAAACCCAUCAAUCUCUUGAUUAGUGCUUUUUCUCUGUGAACUGUAACAAACACAACUCUGGUUAGUAUUCUUAGGAUUUUGGAAGUUUUCUUGGUGAAUAUUAGUUUGAUAAUUUCUAAGUCUUGUUAAAUGAUUCAUGUUUUAUUCUGGAACGUUCUCAGUCAGACUCUUACAAUAAUCACAUGAGAAAUGUGUUGAUGAAAACAAACACAUAAAGUUUCCCCUGAUCUGAUUCACUUACAAUGAUUCACCCACAAUUAUUAACUCCCUGAACUCCACUGAAGCAUGCACCUGCUCACCAGAGCGCAGUGGACCAAGCACCAAGUCAAGAUUGAUAGUGUUUGAUAGGGUUUGGUGUGAGUGGGUGUGUGUGUGUGUGCGUGCGUGUGGGUGUGUGUGUGUGGUGUUAAAACUAAACUAGCUGCAGUCACACACAUGCUCUGUAUUUAAAUAGUUUUGAUCGUCACUUAAAGGACUUCACAGUUCUACAGUUUUAUUAGUCCUGCAUUCACACACACACACACACACACGCGCGCGCACACACACACACACACACACACACACACAUUCUGCAUGCAGUGUUUCAUGUGUCACAUGAUUCCCAAACAUCCACAUCAGCACGUAAACUAAACACAGGCCUCAACACUCCGGGUGGAAGAAAGUGGACAGACUGGUCUUUAAAGACUAAUAUGUGCAGAAUUAAUCCUUCAACAGGAAACUCAACCAUCCUCUGUCUCACUUUAAAUUAGAGUUCUCAUUUUGAAAUCAUGGGAUCUCCAGGUGCUGACACCAUGUUUUUCAGAUUCAUGAUGGAACAAUCUCAGCUCUUCUCUUUUCCUCUUGAGUCACACACGUGUUGUAAUGAUGAUAAAAUGAAGGGUGUAAAUAAUCUGAAACAUGUUGUAGAUAAUAUACUGAAGGAUUAUGUUCUGUUUACAGUUGGAGAUUAUUGUGUGCAUAUCAUUUUAUAUUGGAUGUGUACAAAUGAAAUGAACGUUAUUUUUUGCUAUUGUCACAGUAUGUAAAUAAUAUUUAUUAACAUGCUUUGUGCCUUUGUCUGAUAGUGGUGGUGCUCUCUGUUGGGAACAGGGUGAGAUAAUAACAGUGUAAUCUGUGCUAAUGAUGGAACUCUUCAUUUACUUUAAAGUGAGGUAACUGCCAUUCCUGAGCCAAUGGCACACGUAUUAUUACCCAGCUGUUGUCUGUGCUGCCACGACUGUGAUACUUCAACGUACUUCAUGACUUUGUGCCUUUUACUUAACUUUACAUAUCAAACUAUUGCAAAAGGGCCAUGAAAUGUUUGGCUAAUAAAGAUUAUACUGUACAAUUA
Molecule: messenger RNA, 4291 nt
Organism: Solea solea (common sole)
Lineage: Eukaryota; Metazoa; Chordata; Actinopteri; Pleuronectiformes; Soleidae
Gene: myzap
Product: myocardial zonula adherens protein
Exons: 14
Coding region: 536-2890 (784 amino acids)
Biological process (GO): intracellular signal transduction
Cellular component (GO): intracellular anatomical structure
Source: RefSeq, a predicted model, not a curated record